This is a messenger RNA of Xyrichtys novacula (pearly razorfish), 9504 nucleotides long. The record is from the annotation of a GenBank genome assembly. NCBI's taxonomy places the organism in Eukaryota, Metazoa, Chordata, Actinopteri, Labriformes, Labridae.
ACGCCCCCUUCACCUCCUCUCAGCUCUGCUACAUUUCUCAUACCACCGGUGUAGUGACAGGGGGAUGGAGUAACACUGCAGGAAGGACGGUAUGGAUCCCAUUGAAGAAAAAUCGAGCAAAACUGUCGACAUUUAUCGUGACACAUGGGUCCGCUUCCUGGGUAUGUAUUCUACUUUCCAUUUGUGUUGGUUCGCUGUUAGUUUUUACCGUCAACGCGCUGAAUGAAGAUCGAGAAGUUGACAUAACACUGAAGUCGUUUUGACCCUGGAGACGUACGCUAGCUUGCUGAAGGUUAGCAUAGCUGGCUAACCCCCGACUGUUAAACAUCUAUUUUUAGCCAACUUGGCUCUUAGGGGUCAUUUAGUUGUCUCCGGGCGUAAUGGACGACAGCCAAGACGAGAUAAUGCCGUUGUUGGUGCUUUGUUUCCAUCCCGUCUUAAAGGUGAGUGUUAGGUUUGGCGCCGCGGCUCGGUGUUGUCCCAUUACAGGCAGUUGUUAAGCAAGUUGAGGCAGUGACUCAGAAGCACGAAGAAACGCCCGUGUGUAAUACCACACCAACAAACACAGUCUAUGUGGAGGGUUUAUCUUUCUGUCAGAGUGUGCUUUUAUUGUUGAAACUACUCAGGUCCGACCAUUUCUAACAGUGCAAACUCAGUGUUUGUGUUCAGGAGGAGAAGGCUGAAGGGCAUUCACACUGCUGCAUUCACCUGGUGUAAUAACCUUAAAUGACCCCUCUGUCUCCGUUUGAAGGGAUAUUCCAGAAUAAAAUUGAUAAAGGGUCAAACACACCGUAACACCGAGUUAGACACCCCCUCAAGAGAUGAAUGUUGCUGACCGCUUGCUUCUCUAGUUAUACCAACUUAAGUCACGACCGCACGAUAGCAAUACACAGUAGUCUGAGGAGCCACACACAAACCUCAACCAAAACGCCACUCUAUAGCCACAAAUAAUGCUCAGAACAGCACCUAACUUCAUCAACAGCACAUACAGGGUCCCAGCUACCAAACAUCUUUUUAACUUUGCCUAAAUUCUUUAGGAAAGAGACUAAAGACAACUCACCUUCUCUCUUCCAGCAGCCGCUUGUUUGUAGCGAGACCUCAGGCCAGUUCGUUAUGGACUACUGUGGGGUGACGCAGCUCAAGGAAGAACAUUCAUGAUCUUUUCUUCAUGGAAAUGCAAUCAGACCGAGUUGCUAAGGCAGAAGAACUACCAUGUCUGCAGUGCAAAAUGAUUAAUAUGGUGAUUAUUACUUCAAGGAAGUGAUAAUGUAAUGAUCAAUCAAUCAAUAACUUUAUUUGUCCCCCAAUGGGGCAAUUGGUUGUGCAACAAAGGGAGCAUAAAAAACAUGUAGGCACAAUAAUCAAAAUCAAGAAAAAAACGACUAGAAAAACAUAAAAUUGAAAAGACAAAUAAUCAAAACACUACAAGCAGGUACCUUUUCCUCCAUGAAUCGAGAAGGGAGAUGGCAGAAGGUAUGAAGGAAUGUUUAUAUUAGUUUUAGCAAGAGGAACUCUGAUCAAUGAACCAGAUGGAAGAAACUGAAACUGAUCAUGUAGAGGAUGGGAACCGCCAGACAGGAUGGACUUUGCUUUCUUGUACAGCUGUUUGUUAUAAAGUAAUGAUCAUAAAUGUUCUUCCUUGAGCUGCGUCACCCCGCUGCAGUCUGUAAAGGACUGGCCCGAGGUCUCAUUACACACAAGCGGCUGCUGGAAGAGAGUGAGUGAGUUGUGUUUAGUCUCUUUGCUAAUGAAAUUAGGCAAAGUUAAAAAGGUGUUUGGUGGCUAGGACCCUAUAUGUACUGUUGAUGAAGUUAGGUGCUGUUCUGAUCAUUAUUUGUGGCUAUAGAGUGGCGGUUUGGUUGAGGUUUGUCUAUGGCUCCUCAGACCGCUGUGUAUUGCUAUCGUGUGGUCGUUACUAAAGUUGGUGUAAAUAGAGAAGCAAGCGGUCGGCGACAUUCAUCUCUCCAGGGGGUGUCUAACCCGUUGCUAAGGUGUGUUUGACCCUAAAUUAAUUUUGACCCUCAAUUAAUUUUACGCAGGAAUAUCCCUUUAAGAUGAGCGGAAGUUUCACCAAACUCUGAAUACUGCUAUUCAGAUCAUAACGCGUUAACUUAAACAGUAACAGAUCACAAUGAGAGUUAUUUUAAGAUGUUUUCCAUCUGCUCUGAAAGUCCUAAGUCGUCUUACACAGUGAGCAAAGGGCCGUCUACACUUCAUUGUUAAAGCAGCAUGGCUAAUCUGGACUAUCACAGUGAGCUGCUAAUCGUCUUGUUCUCCAGAUCAACAGAAAACUAUCCUGUUAGUUUAGGACAAACAUUGUUAUCCUGGGAUAAUGACAUAAUGCUUGUCCUGGUCAUCUCAGGACAACAGUCAAACACCUAGAAUGAGUAAAAUAUGCCUUCUAUCAGGCAGAAAUUACGGGCAGAACCUGACUGGUUGGCGAACAUCCCUCUGCCUCAGCUGACUUAAAUCAGGUGGGUUUGAAAACAGAUGAAAAAGCCUCUGUCCCUAUUAAAAAUCAAAUUCAGAAUUGGUAGCACCAUAAACUUUGUUGAACGCUUAUAGCAAAUGUUAAAUAAAUAUCAAUAUCUCAUACAGGACUAAACAGUUACACCACACCAUUAUGUGACAUCUUGAAACUGUAGGCAGACGAAUUUUAACAAAAAUUAAAUGAACUUGGAGUGAAAGAAAAACCAGGAGCUGAUCUGAAGUAGCACACUUUGUAAUCGGUCUGCCCCUAUCAGAUAUCCUGACGUGUCAUUUGAGGAUUGUCUUUUGAUCAUGGCAGAUAGUACCUUCCUUUUUAUAUGACCAUUUGCCAGGGAUGAAUAUCUUUCCCAGCCUAGGAUUUUUCUCAACUAUUUUGUCUGGAAAAGAUUAUUUUUAACGGCGUCGGUGCAAGUAUGAUGGUGGAAUGUUUUCUAACACUGACUUUUCCAACAACUUAACCUAAUGCAUGAGGGGAAUUUUCAGUUCAAUGUUUGAUCGACAAUAUGACGGACAGAAAAGAGUUGGCUGAUGCUCCUGUAGUGCACAGUUUGUAAUAUCUCAGGUCUCAUUUAAAACUAACAUUUGGUUCAUCAAAGUAGGAGCUCAUUCAGCUGUAAAUGAGACACUUUUUGCUCAGCAGAAAAACUAUCUUGUUCUAUAUUUCAUCUCAUUUAUCUCUCAUCUUUAUUCUUGCAUGCGUGUUCAUUCUUUAUCUCAUCUGUUCCUCCCUCAACAUCUGGCGGACACACAUUCUGUCUCUGCAACACACCAGAAACACACAAGGACUGACUGACUAAGUGUAAUCUGAGGCCUUUGCUCAUAGGUCACAGUUGAGCUCCAGUCUGUGUUGACGGCUUACUUUAUUAUGAACUAAACACCUCGCUGAAAGAUAAUCUAAUCUCCUCUUUUCUCAUGAUCGUGUUCACAUUAACCAGCACGGCUCUUAUCACUUUCUGCACACGUGUUUGUCUGGAGCUCCUGAUCCAGUAGCAGCCUGACAGUCAUUUUCACUGCUGCGGAUUGACCAGCUCUCAAUCAGCAGGAAAAAUCAAGAUCAAGUUUGAAUCUGAGAGAUUGUAUGAUAAAAACAUGACUCUCAUUUCCUCUAUCAGACACGCUCUUUCUUGAUUUGGUUGCUGGGUGUUGUGCAAACUGCAAAAGUAUGCACAACUACACUAACUCAGGUCUUGAACUCCAAGCAUGAAUUGAAUAUCCUCAAGUAUCCCGCCUCUUCUGCCGUCACAACGCCUUUGCACUUCCACACUGAACUCCACAGCUGUGUAAUACUUGUGUCCCAGGGUGUGAUUUUCACAUUGUAUUACAUCACUGUGAAAGUGUGAGAUGCAUGGCAUGUGAACAACAGGCGUUCACAUUUGGACACACUUUGCACUGCUGUGCCUCGACUUAUUGGUACUGUCUUCCCCAAUUACACCUCUUACACUCCCUCCAAAGUGGGUCAGAGGCAGAACAGCUUCACCCCACUUUGUUUUACCCCUAUCUGUGUCUUAUGAAUAUCCUGUCUCGAACUAGCUGUUUGCAAGAGCGGCUGAUGUCUUUCUAGGUUGAAGUUGUGUGAGUGGGUGGAGUAAAUAACCAUUGUUGGGAUGUUUCUAAAUUCUAUAAACAGUUAAUGAAAAUGAUCAGACUCCAGAGGGUUUCAGGAAUGCUAAGAGACAAUUGAAAAAAAACACGAAACACAGCUGUUAUGUGACUUCCGCUUUUGCUGAAGCUGCGGAAACAUGAUUCACUCCUGCUUCUCCUCCUCAAAGCUGACUGCAAAUAAAAAGAAAUUCAUGUUUAGAGUCAGCCGUCACUGAAGCAGAGAGAAAACAGCCUUUGAGUGUGAAAUUGAUCUGUGUGAACAUGAAUUCAGGUGAUGUCCUUGUAAGAGGUCAAAGGAUUUUGAAGCAUUCGACCUUUUUUAAAUUGGGUGUUGCGUAAUUUUCUUAAUCUUGCUUUCUGUUUUAACAGCGUCAGAGAUGAGACUGAAGUGUAACAACCUCAGUAACCGACUCAGUCCACUUCCUCUUUGCUCAAAAUGCCACCAGACUUCAUUUGAUCUGGCACCACUCCAGUUCUCUUUUGUAGACCUGCGCUGGGUUGUAUCUACUCUUCUAAUUUAGGACAGAGUUGAUACACUAAUAAAUUUUUAGGGUUUGCACCAGCUGAGCCAAAUCCAAUGUCGACAUAAAAUAUAAUGACUGCAGUCUCACACCUGACUCUAAUUUGGUUUAAAAUCUGUCAUAAAACAUCAGCUUUCUUGAAAGACGAGGACUUGUGGGUUUCUCUGGUUGUCAUGGCGAUGUGAUUUCCUUUUGGAGUACAUCCUUAGAAAACAAUAUGAUGACUCCCACUGAGAUUUCCCAUAAGUGGACAUAUUUUAAUCUGCACGGGAAAAAGAAAAGCAUCAUAUCAAAGUUUGUUGUUGUUGUUUGAAAUGUCAACACUCACUCUGGAUAUGAGCUCGCAGUGGAUAAAUUAUGAACAUCAUAAUGCUUUUCAGGUUUUGCAUACUAUUUUUUGGUCGAUUAAUGGAAGUUAUUUUUAGCAGUUAGAGAAAACAAUGCAACAAACUCAAACUCAAGAAUUUAAUCUGUAUUAAUUUAUCUGUCUGGAUGUAUUAAGAGGUCAAAGUCCUGUCUGAAUUUCUGUAUGUUUGCCCGACAGGUUACGCCAAUGAGGUCGGAGAAGCUUUUCGAGCUCUGGUGCCGGUGAGUUUGGUGUGGGGCAGCUAUGCCGUAGCCACUGCGUACGUCACUGCCGAUGCUGUGGACAAAGGGAAGAAGGCAGCUGUGGUGAGUCUACGAAUUUCUGUGUUACGCAACAAAAAAAAGCAGAUAAAGAACACGGGGUCAAGCUCGUCUUGUUUUCUGAUGCUACAAGGGAUUAGGAGAUUAAUCUGACAGGACAGGCGAUGCAUUAACAGAAAAAUAAAAAAAUAGAAACUCAUUGUUUUGGUCAUUUUUAGGCUGUCUUUCAACCUUUUUGUUGUGUAAAUUUGUGUUAAACUUCAUUGCCUCGAGAAGCUAGAUUAAAAUGUAGUCAUCUGAAGACUGAAAAAGGCGGAAAAACAAACAAACAAACUGACAAAAGCAGACAUAGUUUUGUUUACAGUCAUGACAGCCCAAAAAGCUUUCGUACCACUGUGUAGAGCCUUUUGAUGAAGUAUAAGAGUAAAGACUGUAGUUUCAGGUCUAAAUCAUAAACGAAUCACGACAUUGUUUUGUGUAUCCAGUGUUUUUGGACACACUGAUUAAGACAGCUGCAGCCACUCUCAUUCUCUGAUCCUCCAUCUGUUCCUCAAGGCCCACGGGGACAACCCAGGGAGGACAACACGGGUAGCGGUGGCUGUGGUGGACACGUUCGUGUGGCAGGCCCUGGCCUCUGUGAUAAUCCCAGGCUUCACCAUCAACCGCGUGUGCGCUGCGUCUCUGUACAUGCUGGGGAAAAGCACCAAAUGGCCUCUGCCUGUGCGCAAGUGGACCACCACAGCGAUAGGCCUCUCCACAAUCCCUUUCAUCAUCACUCCUAUUGACAGGUUGGUGCGAGCGUUCGGAUCUUUGGAUGCAUGUAGUUUAUGUAACCAUGCUGUUACAUAAGGUUUGAUUUUGUGCUCAGGCUGCAGGUUUAUCUGCACUUGCUGCUGGGUGCAGAAUGAGUGCAAACAGCUUUGUUCAACACAGAUAAAGUCUUAUCUUACGUGUUCUGCAGGUCUUUGAUUUUAUUAUGUUGAAUACAUAUUAUUUUAAAAAUUCAACUUACAAGUGCAAGUACAAGUGCUUUUUCUUUUUAGAGAUGAAGUGCAUUGUUUAUAUGUUUCAAAGACAUUUAUUAAUCCUGGAUGUAGAUAUAUACUGCUACGUUUCCAACAUCACAAUGUUUUCCUCUUCUGUCCGUCUCAGGUCUGUGGAUUUCCUGCUGGAUUCGAGCCUUCGGAAGAUCUACAGUGCGGAGGAGGAGGAGAAGCACAAAUAAGAAGGGACCAUGCAGGACAAAGUGCCCCCUCUAAGGUGGAGACGAGUCAGAGUAACCCUGCGAUGAGUAUCCAACGCUGUGACGCACUAAGAUAACUUGAAGAAGGAUUUCACAGUGUGACUCUACUGUUAGUUAAGAUAGAUUUGAUAAAAACGGUUUUAUUUUCAAGUUAAUCGAUUCUUAAAGGUAAGUUAAAAUGAUACGGGUGAAAUCCCUCUCGACUGAGGAUGGUUAACUUGAACCUCACAGGGAAUCCAAGGAACCAAGAGUUCCAAUCGGGAAUAAAAAGUGUUUAGAUGUUUAUGUAUUACACUGCAUACAGUGAAAACCUGCUUGUUGAAGCACCCUUCAGAAGGGAUACUGUGUGCUGUUGUGGGCUGUGGCUCACCUCAUGUCUACAUGAAAAGGAGAGUGAACGCAAACCUGCUCCUGUUGUUUUUCAGCCAUCAGCGGUACUGUGAUUAUAAAAGCCAUUACGACCUUCUUAUACAUUGUGAAAGAUACAUUUUUAGGUGAGUCUAUUUUUUUCUGGGAAACAAAGAUGUCUGUUACUUGGAACAAAAGUUUCAAGAGAUGCACUUUUCUAUUCUUCAUUCUACUUUAUCGUUUUACAUGGGAGCUAAGGUUCUGUCACACUAUGGUUACUUAUAUGGUUUACGGUUCUAUUACACUUUCGAAACACUUCCUACUUUUAUCUCAGUUUUAUUCUCCAGUCUGAAAAUGUAAAAUAUUCAAGUAUUUACUGUUAAAAACGGUCUUCCCUGCAUCCGGAGACCAGCUGCUCUGACUCCACUGAGCUGUACACGAAUCUAGGAUGGCUUUAGUUACACUGCAAAAAAAGAAAACCCAUGGCUGAACACUUUGACUUUCUAACUAAGGUGAAGAGGUUAUAGAUUUUAAUUGUUUUCUCUGUAAGAUUUGGAAAUUAAUAUAACACCUAUGCAGAAAAAGGGGAUUUUUUUUUAUUAUACUGUAUUUAUCAUGUGAGCAGCCAUAUUACACUCUGUAUCUCUAUGCAAGGGAGACAAGUUAUGUAACUAAAGGGAUUGUUCUUUCCCUUUAUAAAUAAGAUUUGAUGUGCUGUAUUAAAAUGUUGUAAUGUCAGUAGGGAAAUCUGAUGUAGCCUGAAAUUUGGAUGAGCUGUCACAGAGACAAAGAGGUACCUGCUGUAUCAGGAACGGUUAUCGUUGCCAGUCAUUGUCUCUGUACUCACAAACGUACCAUUGUAGCUGAUGUUAAAGUGUAUUUAUGUCACACUACAGUGUAGUCUCUUUGCUGUGAAAGGAACUGUAUCAUUCACUUCGUCACAGAGGGGAAGGGGAGUGUGAAAAUGAGUAAUAAGUUCCAGGUUCCAGGCCCUCAUGUACGCACAAGUUUUCACUCACGCAAGCACAAAGCUUCUAAGGCUUCAGACGUCUUUCAUGUCAGACUAAAGGUGCCAAAGUCAUGAAUCUACACAAUGAAACAUGGCUGGUAUUUGUUGUGCAUUGUAACAUGGCCCUGGAACCUCCACACUUUGAUAUAAUGUACCCCUAAUAAAUGUUCUGUAUUAACACAUCUACCAUGUUAAAAAGUUGACUUGGGAAAAACAGUAUAUUGAUGCCAGUUUAGAGAUAAUCUAUAUUCAUACUCAGCUGUAACAUUUCAUAUUGUACACAGAAACUCUGUAUUUUUGUUGUAGUUUACUGCAAAUGUAAAGGACUGGUUUACUUUUCCAAACAUUUUCGACAUGCUUUAUUUAUGUCAGUGUGUUUGGAUUCGGGAUUUAUGGGUCACAUUUUCAGCCUUAACCGGGAAAAACUUUGUUUCGUUAACAGUUAUUUGCAAGGUGAAGAUAUUUUUUCAAAUGUGAAAGCUACCAUUGGAAGCUGACGCUCCACCAGUUCUUCAGCACUCUGUAUGUUCUGUAAAAACAUCUGAAACACUGGAGAAAAAAAAUAGAAUAUGUUUAUUCGCAGUGAAAUAAAUAAUGUAGAGACAAGUAUGGCUGAAUUUUCUUUCAAAUAUUACAAAUCACACUAUUAAAUACAACCCCUAUUAAUUUAUCAUGUCUGCUAUCAAGUUCUUGCAAAGAUGAUUGUCUGUUUUUGGUGUUUCUGUUAUCUUUUACGACAAAAUUUUGAACAAGAGAUGCAGUAAAACUACUUCUAAGUAAGUAAGAAUUACCUCAGUGUAGUCGGACACUUUUUGGUAAAAACAUUGUAUUUUCUUGAAAGUGUCCUCUUCCUCUCUAAAACCUAUUACUCAUCGGCCCUUUUGAAUGAAAGCAGUGCAACUCAUCAACUCAAGAAGUCUGCUCUUUGACAAAGUAUGAAAAAAAAUAAAAAGGUGUUCCCCAAGGCUCAAUAUUAGGCCCACUGAUUUUUAGUCUUUUUAUUAAUGAUCUGCUAUGGGGGUCGCGAGUCUGUAGGCUGAUUGUCAGCUAUAUGCUGAUGAUACAGUAUUAUAUGAUUUAGCAAAGACACCCAAUGAAAUAGCAGAAAGAUUAUAACUGAGUUUGUAUGGAGUACGUAGGUGGUUCUAUAAAAUUAAGCUCACUUUGAACAUGAGAGACAAUUUCCAUGUGAUUUUUCCAUUAAAAAAAACGAUGUAACCAGGAAAAGGAAUCGAAAUGGUACAUGAAUUUAAAAUUUGAGGUGUAAGUCUCGGCUCCAAGCUCACAUUUGAUGAAAGAAAUACAAAAAAGAUGACUAAAAUAGUAAGAAAAACAAUCUAAAUUGCUUCAGAUUGGUAAGGCACUAUACACCAACCAAAGCACUACAGUUGCACAUGCAUGUUAUGAUGUGUAUGUCAUGUCCUAAACCAUAAUAAAGCCUGUUGCAUCUUUGUAUAACCGGGCCUUUAAAAUGAGAAUUUAUUGAUCCCAAGGGGAAUUUAUGCCUAAAUUUCCCUUGGGAUCAAUAAAGUAUCUAUUUACCUCUAUCUGUUUUAAAUAAUGAAGAUGGCAUCACUGUCACAUACCUAAGCAUUAUGAAAAUGUCUUGUUUGUAUGUAUUAUUUGCUCAGCUUUGACAGCUAUUAAAAUUUGCAUCCCUGAAA